Neoarius graeffei (lesser salmon catfish) is the source of this 4189-nucleotide messenger RNA. RefSeq lists its product as uncharacterized. Lineage: Eukaryota; Metazoa; Chordata; Actinopteri; Siluriformes; Ariidae. The coding region runs from base 90 to 3620 and encodes 1176 amino acids. The transcript is spliced from 5 exons. The record is from RefSeq and is a predicted model, not a curated record.
UCAGCAGUUCAGUCAGUGGAGGAACUGCGUAAUAAAAACAGAUUUUAUUCGAUUAAUUCGGUUUAAAAAAAGAACGGAAGAAAGACAGCAUGUUGAUGGAUGAACAGUGUGAAGACACCGAGGUGUUCAUCCCGGAGCAGGCGUGCGUCAUCACCGUCCCUGUGAACUCACUGCCUUCAUCCAUCACCAAGAAGAUCUCCGCGUGUCCCGUUCAAUCCGACCAACCGGCGACCUUCAUCUCUCCGGUGCUGCUGAGGGAGAAAGGGACGACCUGCAAACCACGAACUCUGACCUCAGGACAGUUCUUUCUGCCGGUGGUGACGUCCAACCGCAAAGCUUUCAAGAUUCUCCGGAACUUUCUACACUCAGGUGAGGACUUGCUGCAGUUUUCGGAUAAGAACUCUCGAGCGGGUUCUACGUUCUCCAGGAGGGAGAACUCCAUCAUUCUGUUUAAAACACAGAUUUUCCUCAUUGUAAGAAAAGCCAAGGCGCCUGAUUGGCCACUGGAGCAACAAAGCUCCACCCCUUCUGAGUGUGAAGCCCAGCCCCUGAAAUCACCUGAACAAACACAUGGAGGAAGUGACCUCACAGAGAGGCGGAGUAAUGAAGGUCCACGUGGAGCAGAAGCUCGUGUGACGCACGCGGAGGCGCGAGGUGCCGAUGAUCGCGCUGUGCCGCGGUGUGAAGCGCAGGAUGACAUCACUGACAGGAAGGGGAGUAACGAUGGCCCUGGUGCUGCAGAGGAUCAUGGGAAAUGUGCAGAAGUGUUAAAGGAAAAAGAAGCUGAUGCGAUGAAGGACGGUGAAGAAAACAAAUCAUUAACGCCAACUAGAGACGUGAGCACGAACACGCCGAGCAGAUACAUAAAGCUGGAGGAGGAGCGUGACGUUCCCGCGUCGGGUGAAGCUCAAAGCUCAUUGGCUAAUGCUCAGGACUGUAAAGGUGGAGAGAUUCAGGUCACGCCGAGACUCACAGAAAGCUCUAAUGCAGCCGUAACGAGUGAGCUGGGACGCACUAACGAGACGAGAUUAGCUGCAGAAACUCCCACAGGAAAUGAAACGAGUUCAUCGGAUAAACACGGUGAUGAUCAAUCCCAGAUUAGCAAAGGUCAGAGUUCAUUGGCUAAAACUAAAUGCUCUGAUCUUCUGAUUUUCCCCACAGUUCAGAGUCCGUUGUUAAUGGAUGUAAAUGAACUUCAUGAUAAAAGUGACAUUAAAGGUCGAAUCAGCGAAUCGGAGAUUCCUUUGGAUAAAACGGAAACCUCCGUCAGUGUUGCUGAGAUCGUAGGCUUAAACAAUAACGAUCGAGUUUCAAAAAAAAUUGCAGGAGAGCCGAACAAAAACGUAGAAAAUUCUAAAAGUGGCGGCAGUAUUCAAGCGAACAAAGGUCAGAGUUCACACUGUGAAAGUGCCGUCGAGAUCAUGGACAUAAACAGCGACGAUCGAGUUUCCAACGUAAGCUCCGACGAGGAGAACGCAGUCGUAACAAACGUUAGCAAAGUUGAAGAUUUAUUAGAAAAAUUUGAGAGCCUCAAACGCAGAAUUAACGAUUGCGUUCACUCGCACGGUUCAGCAGGUCAGUUUAAAAAACAUAAACAAUGUAAUGACGUCAUUGUGGAAACGACUGCAGAUUGUGAUGACCUGAUAAUUGUUGAAAGUUGUGUGGAAGUCGAAAGUAUCAAAGCAGGAAGUGACCCGGAGGUCAUGGAGGUCAAGGGCGGCACCACAGACGCAGCAAAUCGGCAGGUAAGCGACAAUAAACGUCACGUUAAUGAGACGAGCACUAAAUCUAAAAGAGAAAGUUUGAAAGGUAAAGUCGCGAGUUCUUCGGCUGAAGUGAGAGGCUGUGAACGCGCCGCCGUUGAGAUUAUUGACGAAGACGACAAUCAAAGUUUACACAAAAGUACAAAUCACGCAAAUCGAGAUGCAACAAGUUUUAAGUGUCGCACUGAGACAAAGUCGAGGGCAUGUCCGAGUCCGUUGGAGAAACGCUACGAAAGCGCUGUUGAGAUUGUAGACCUUAAUGACGAUGACGAGGUCAUCGUAAAGGAGAGAGAGAUCGUAAACGUACGCAGACGACGUGUUGGUGAAGUGUGUAAACGCAGACUUGUUGAUGGAUUCACGGACGAGACGAGUUCAGAUGCAGAAAUUGGCGCUCAGAUUCGGGGAGGUAACGGUUCGUCGGCUAAACGACCAAAACGUGUUGAUGAUGAUGAUGACGUGAAUUUCUCAUCUGGAUGUAAACGUUUGGAAAGUGCCGUAGGUCCAAACCCUCAGGGUAAAAAUUAUAAUCGUGAUGUUGAGAUCAUCGAGGUUGAUGAUGAUGAUGAUGAUGAUGAAAUCCACAGAAGAGCAAACUACACAAACAAAAAUCUCACCAGCGUUGAUAGUUGCGUGAAAGAAACGAAGGUUUGGAGAAACAGAGGAAAUGUCCAGGAUUUGUCCGAUAAAGUCAGCAGGCGUGAAAAUGAUGUCGAGAUCUCAGAUCCUCAGGGACGCCGAGGCGACGGAGCUGAACGCCUGAGUUCGCUAGAGAAAAUCGAAAGCUGUUGUAAAAGGCGUGUUUCUGAUAGCAACAGCACCAACGAGCCGAAUUUGGAUGUUGAAAGUGACGCUGAGGCUCAGAUUAUCGGAACUGAAGAUUCAACGGUGAAACACGUGAAAUCGGCUAACGUUACGGAUCCAAGUGGAAAAACUCGUGAAGAAUCUGACACUAAAAGUCAGAGUCGUGAAGCGGAGUGUUUGUUGGAGAUCGUGGCAGAAUGUGAGAAUGAUCAGGUUUUGCGAGAGCCGAAUCGAGACGAUACAAAAUCUAAAAAUGACGUUAAUGAGACGAUAAUUCAGAUUUUAUCUGCUAAAGGUCCGUUCAGCGAAGUUCCGAGUUCUUCUGUUAAAAAUAAAAUCUGUAAAACUGUGUCCGAGGUUGUGGACGUACAUGAUGACGAUCGAGUGAAUGAUGCAAAUCAAAUCCUAACAAAUGAAGGAAGUUGUGUUAAAUCUCGCGUUAACGAGGUUCAGAAUGAAAGUGCUGCUGAUACGGUGGACGCGAGCGACGAGCGAGAGCGAGCGCCAUCCGAUGAACGGAACGAAUCUGAUGUAACGAAUGAUGGAAGUCGUGUUGAAAUUGAAUCGUAUGUUAGUGAGGCUCAGAAAGCUGCUGAGGAUCGGGGAAGCGACUCUGACGAAGCGAGUCAAGACAGAACAACCGGCGAGGUUUCAGGGUGUGAGCGUGACGCUGAGGACGCUCGUGUGGAAGAGAAUAACAGUCUAGCUUUAUGUAGCAUCACAGACGAGCCGAAUCUAUCCGUAACGACUUCGGAAAGUUGCACUAAUCCUCAGAUCAGCGGUGAUGCGAGUUCAUCCAUGACAUUUGAACACCGCGAGAGCGAUUCCGAAAGCCAAGCGGAUCCAGACGGCGAGUUUGCAGGUGAACAGUCAGAGGCUACCAAUCAGAAUGCACAUGGUGAGGAAGUGGGUGUUUUGCCCCGCCCUACACCUCCUCGAGCGAAUCACGAGUUUGAUUACGUGGAGCUGAGGCGGGAGGAGAACAUCAGCCUGAUCCGAGCGAGACUCCGAGGGAUGGAGGAGAAACUCAGCUCUCUGAUUAACUCUCACCACUGAGCAGAACGAUCAGGAGCAGAACACGCUCACAGUUCUGUUGGGUUUUUGGUGAAAAUGCAUCUCAUUAACAUAUUCGCCGAGACGAGACGCUGUUCGUCCCACAGCUGCGUGUUAAACGUGAUGAACUCUCGCGUCCCACAACACGGCGUGAAUGUAAUGUGAACUUUCAGCACAGAGGUGUUCUGUUCUGUUCUCUGUUCUAGUUAGUGCACUGUAGACGGUGGAGAUGAGAAUAUUUAUUCUUUAGUUUUGGAUCAAAGAUAAAAUGAUCAGGGUCUGAAGAGAAAAGGAAGCACAGGGUGUGAUUUUAUAUUUUUAUAAUUUUUGGUUGUGAGGUUUAUUAUGCAGCUCAUUGGCAUGAAAAAAUAUAUUUAACACUUUAACAGGAAAAAAGAAUAAAUCUGAUAAAAAAAUCUGUCUCAUAAAAAAAAAACUGGAUGAAAAACCUUAUAUAUUUCAUUAUCUGGAGCUGAUGUAUUUAUUUCAGUUUUUUUAUGUUGGAAAAGCUUUUUUUUUUUUUGGUGUACUUUAGUUUUGUUUUGGUUGUUUGAUGGAAGAACAGACUGAAG